Armigeres subalbatus is the source of this 921-nucleotide messenger RNA. RefSeq names its product soluble calcium-activated nucleotidase 1. The record is from RefSeq and is a predicted model, not a curated record. The transcript is spliced from 2 exons. Gene Ontology annotation, molecular function: calcium ion binding; UDP phosphatase activity; GDP phosphatase activity. Lineage: Eukaryota; Metazoa; Arthropoda; Insecta; Diptera; Culicidae. The annotation marks the transcript as partial. Gene Ontology annotation, biological process: proteoglycan biosynthetic process.
UUAAAAAUAAAUAACUCAAUUCGUGGCAAAAUUAUUACCAUCAUAACACAUCACCAAAAAAAUGUUUUUAUUCGAUGUUUAAUCGUAGGUCGGGGGAUGGAGCUAUCUGAGUUAGUCGUAUUCAAUGGCAAGCUGCUCACUUUUGACGAUCGUACUGGCCUUGUGUACGUCAUAGAAAAGGACAACACUUAUCCAUGGCUGCUUCUCAUGGAUGGGGAUGGUAAGACAAGCAAAGGUUUCAAAUCCGAGUGGGCCACAGUGAAGGACCAAGUCUUGUAUGUAGGAUCGAUGGGAAAAGAGUGGACCACAUCCAGCGGGGAUUUUGAAAAUAAUAAUCCAAUGUUUGUCAAGGCGAUAACUGUACACGGCGAGAUUUAUCACCUUAACUGGGCGAAUAACUUUAAAGCACUGCGAAGUUCCAUUGGUAUCGAAUGGCCUGGCUACAUGAUUCAUGAGUCCGGCGUGUGGUCUAGUUUGGCCAAAAAAUGGUACUUUUUGCCCAGGCGUUGCUCCAAGGAUCGUUACAAUGAAACACGAGACGAGCACAUGGGGUGCAACUAUCUAAUCACAGCGGAUGAAUCGUUCCAUUCAAUCAAGCCUAUUGAGCUGAAGCGCACACAUUUUGCUGAAACGCACGGGUUCUCCAGUUUUAAAUUUAUACCUAGCACGGAGGAUCAGAUAAUCAUUGCCCUUUUGACGGAAGAAUUGAAUGGUAGAACUUCCAGCUACAUUAGUGCAUUCAACGUGAAUGGUGAUAUGUUAAUGCCGGAAACAAGGAUACCAACUGAUUUCAAGUUUGAAGGCUUGGAGUUUAUUUAGAUGCUGAUGUUGCUAUAAGGAUAAUAUUAGCCAAGGUCGAAGUAAACAUCUAUGAUAUAAAUGUACAUAGGAUACAAAAAAUGUAUAUUGGUUAAACAGCAA